AGCCUUAGUGUUAGAUAGACCGGGGAAGCCAUAAGGGAUAUAUUAGCGCCAAUAUUACUAAUUCCCAGUAUCUUAUCUCUUAUACAUUAGUAAAGCCUGACAAAAUGGCUGUGCCUCCUAGUGCAGCGCGAAGUGGGCGUGGCUAGAGUCACCUGACCUCAUGCGCGUCGUCAAGGAGCCUCGAGUUAAUACUUCCGGCAGUUUCUAUAGCAACUGUAACGCUUUUUCUGAGUUUCCGCUGCCGUGUGUGUCCAUAGCAACCAGAGCCGGGCGGAGAGGUGAGUGAUGUCUGCAGGAUCAGAAGAUGUCUGACACAGAAGAUGAAGUUCUGGAUGAGGAGCAGGAGGGUGAAGAACCUUUAGAAGAGGCGAAUGUGGAUGAAGAAGCAGAAGAAGAAGAAGAGGGAGAAGAUAAGGGAGAGGAGAAGGAGGAAGAGGAGAGGGAAGAAGAGGAGACCCCUCCCCAUGUGCCGCUGACUGAAGAGAUGCUGAAGGAAGGACUAUCUCUGCUGUGUAAGACUGGGAAUGGCCUUGGUCACGCUUAUGUCAAAUUAGAAGUGCAAGACAAGGAACUCACAGACAUCUCAGUCCUGGAAUCUUUUAUACAUCUCCGUUAUGUGGAUUUGUCCAACAAUUCCCUUCGAGAUCUGACUCCACUGGGAUCCCUCACCCAUCUGCUGAGUCUACGUGUAGACCAGAACCAGCUGGUCAGUGUCAGUGGACUGGGACAGCUGCCUUAUCUUCAACAAGUAAGCCUGGCCCAGAAUCGCCUUCAGAACCUUCAAGGACUUGCACACCCAAGACUGGAGUCUCUCAAUCUCAUCGGAAAUGAGAUCCAUAUCUUGGAAAGUCUGGAUUGUCCAAAGCUGAAUAGUCUGCACACCCUGGAGCUCCGGGGAAAUAAACUGCAGAGCACAGCCGGCCUGUACCUGCCCAGCCUGCGGGAGCUAUACCUGGCCCAGAAUAACAUAAAGACUUUGGGAGGACUAGACAAUCUGGUUCACCUCACCAGCCUUCAUCUGAGAGAUAACCAGCUGGAGAAUCUGGACGGGUUCUCGGAGAACAUGCGGGCCCUGCAGUAUCUUAAUCUCAGGGGUAACCUCAUACCCAGGCUACAGGAGGUGGAGAAGCUCAGGGUCCUGCCCAUGCUGCGGGCGCUGGUCUUACGAGAGAACCCAUGCGAGGAGGAAGAUGGUUACCGCCUGGAGACUCUGAUCGCACUGCCCCAUCUGGAGAGACUUGAUAAGGAUUUUUUUGAGGAGGAAGAAAGAACUGAAGCUGCAGAGACACAAAAAUCAAGAAUGGAGGAUGGGAUCACGGAGUCGUAAAAUAAGAGAUUCAGCUACUCAACAAAAAUGGCUCCGCUGUUAUAACUGGAAGCGGGAUGAUGUCAUAAUGUAAAGCGCCAUUCACAUGUGUCCGCUUUGAUAUGGGAUUUCAGAACAGAUUCCCUGUCAAAUCCAACAACAAUCCACAUCCACUGCAUGUGACGAUGGUUUCUACAACCCUGUUCACAUGCUAUCAAAUGUUUCCUCUCAAUUUUUUGCCUUCACUGCAAAACACCAAGGAACAGUCCCAGUGAAUAACGAUGGGGGCGAAUCCUCAUCGGGAUCUGCUGCACAUCCGCAGCCGAAAUCUGGGUAUAAGAUCUUAUAGUAAAAUAUGUAUCAGGCUUGCAAUAUGCAAUUCUGAGAACCAUUAAAGGGGUACUCCGGUGGAAACGUUUUAUUUUAUUUUUUAAAUCAACUGGUGACAGAAAGUUAAACAGAUUUGUAAAUUACUUCCAGUAUAUAUUAGCGGCU
Hyla sarda is the source of this 1801-nucleotide messenger RNA. RefSeq names its product leucine rich repeat containing 23 (gene LRRC23). Gene Ontology annotation, molecular function: protein binding. The transcript has 8 exons. The record is from RefSeq and is a predicted model, not a curated record. Bases 305 to 1327 code for a protein of 340 amino acids. Lineage: Eukaryota; Metazoa; Chordata; Amphibia; Anura; Hylidae.